AAGUCAUAAUGGAGAUAUUCGACAUUAUCAAAUUAAGAAAAACCACUUGGGACAAUAUUAUGUAGCAGAGAAAUACCUUUUUUCAUCUGUUCCUGAACUCAUUGAGUAUCAUCAACACAAUGCUGCAGGUCUUAUCACUCGUCUCCGACAUCCAGUUGGAUCAGCUGGAUGUUCUUCACCAGCAACAGCAGGAUUUAGUUAUGAGGACUGGGAGUUAAACCCAUCUGAACUGACGUUCAUGAAAGAACUUGGGCGUGGGCAGUUUGGAGUCGUUCAGCUGGGUAAAUGGAAAGCAACCAUCAAGGUUGCCAUCAAAACAAUUAAUGAAGGUGCAAUGUCUGAAGAUGAUUUCAUCGAGGAGGCCAAAGUGAUGAUGAAACUCUCCCACCCGAAGCUGGUCCAGCUUUAUGGAGUGUGCACACACCACAAGCCUCUCUACGUCGUGACUGAAUUCAUGGAAAAUGGCUGCCUGCUCAACUACCUUCGGCAAAGGCGAGGGAAACUCGGCAGAGACAUACUGCUGAGCAUGUGCCAGGAUGUGUGUGAAGGGAUGGAAUACCUGGAAAGAAAUGGCUUUAUUCACCGUGAUUUAGCUGCAAGAAACUGUUUAGUGAAUGCUGAGCACGUCGUUAAAGUAUCCGACUUUGGCAUGGCGAGGUAUGUCAUUGAUGACGAAUAUAUCAGCUCUUCAGGUGCCAAGUUUCCAGUCAAAUGGUCAUCUCCUGAAGUCUUUCAUUUCAAAAAAUAUAGCAGCAAAUCAGAUGUCUGGUCAUUUGGUGUACUGAUGUGGGAAGUUUUCACAGAAGGCAAAAUGCCUUUUGAAAGUAAGUCAAAUUCUGAAGUUGUCCGUGAGAUUUCUCAGGGUAACCGACUUUAUCGACCACAUUUGGCAUCACAUACUGUGUACAAAGUCAUGUACAGCUGUUGGCAUGAGAAACCUGAAGGACGUCCUACUUUUGCAGAGUUAAUAGAGACCCUCACAGAUAUAACAGAGAUGGGAUAA
Messenger RNA from Pelecanus crispus (Dalmatian pelican), 1003 nucleotides. The record is from RefSeq and is a predicted model, not a curated record. Lineage: Eukaryota; Metazoa; Chordata; Aves; Pelecaniformes; Pelecanidae.